Messenger RNA from Lathyrus sativus (Indian pea), 1314 nucleotides. Lineage: Eukaryota; Viridiplantae; Streptophyta; Magnoliopsida; Fabales; Fabaceae. The record is from the annotation of a GenBank genome assembly.
AUGGCUUGCACCUCUGCAAAUUCAUUACUCCAAUUAAAGUGUUCUUCUUCCCACCGGACGCCACUUUUGAAUUCCAGAAGAAACAUUGCUGGCUCGUUCAACCUAAAGGGUGACAGGUUAAUCCAUAAAGGUCAAAGACAAUUUAUACGUAGGAGUAAAGUUGGAGUUAUACGAGCUGUGGCAAUUCCGCUCGAGCCAGCUCCGGUGGAAAGUGAGGAGUACAGAAAAGAGCUAGCAGAACGCUACGGUUUUAACCAAAUUGGGGAGCCGCUUCCUGACACUGUUACGUUGAAGGACGUCAUCACUUCUCUUCCUAAGAAGGUUUUUGAGAUUGAUGAUGUGAAAGCAUGGAAAACUGUUUUGAUAUCGGCCACUUCGUAUGCGUUGGGGCUUUUUAUGAUUUCUAAAGCACCCUGGUAUCUACUUCCUCUGGCUUGGGCUUGGACGGGGACUGCUGUAACUGGGUUCUUUGUUAUAGGACAUGAUUGCGCUCACAAAUCAUUUUCAACAAACAAAUUGGUAGAAGACAUUGUUGGAACUCUGGCCUUUUUACCACUAAUUUAUCCAUAUGAGCCAUGGCGAUUUAAGCACGACAAGCAUCAUGCAAAAACAAACAUGUUGAAAGAAGAUACUGCUUGGCAGCCUGUUUGGAAAGACGAGAUUGAGUCAAAUCCACUUUUGAGGAAAGCAAUAAUAAAUGGAUACGGUCCACUUCGAUGCUGGAUGUCUAUAGCUCACUGGUUGGUCGUUCAUUUCGAUUUGACGAAGUUCAGACCCAAUGAAAUAAAGAGAGUGAAGAUAAGUUUAGCUUGUGUUUUUGGCUUCAUAGCAAUUGGAUGGCCAUUAAUUAUUUACAAGACUGGAAUCAUGGGAUGGAUAAAAUUCUGGUUGAUGCCAUGGUUGGGCUAUCACUUCUGGAUGAGUACUUUCACCAUGGUACAUCAUACUGCACCACACAUACCGUUCAAAUAUUCAGAAGAGUGGAAUGCCGCACAAGCACAGCUUAAUGGAACGGUUCAUUGCGCUUACCCUCAAUGGAUCGAGAUCUUAUGCCAUGAUAUUAAUGUCCAUAUUCCACACCAUAUAUCCCCGAAAAUACCGAGCUAUAAUUUACGAGCAGCCCAUAAAUCUCUCCAAGAAAAUUGGGGAAAGUAUCUGAAUGAGGCUAGUUGGAAUUGGCGAUUGAUGAAGACAAUCCUGACGGUGUGUCAUGUGUACGAUAAGGAGCAAAAUUAUGUUUCUUUUGAUGAAGUUGCCCCUGAAGAAUCUGGUUCAAUUAAGUUUUUGAAGAAAGUAAUGCCUGAUUAUGCUUAA